Molecule: messenger RNA, 957 nt
Organism: Rhodamnia argentea
Lineage: Eukaryota; Viridiplantae; Streptophyta; Magnoliopsida; Myrtales; Myrtaceae
Product: glutathione S-transferase U8-like
Exons: 2
Coding region: 104-787 (227 amino acids)
Biological process (GO): glutathione metabolic process
Cellular component (GO): cytoplasm
Molecular function (GO): glutathione transferase activity
Source: RefSeq, a predicted model, not a curated record
CCAACGAAAGAACAAGAGACUCUCACAACUUCUUACUUGGCUACUACCCAAGAAGAGUGUUUCUCAGUGUGUGGCAGAGCGCGCGGUAUCCGUGUUCGGAUAGAUGGGUGAAGAACUGAAGCUGUUGGGUGCGUGGGCGAGCCCGUUCGGCCGGCGAGUCGAGAUAGCUCUUAAGCUCAAGGGGGUCGAAUAUGAGUAUUCGGAGGAGGACAUAUUCCACAACAAGAGCGCUUCGCUUCUCAAGUACAACCCCGUGCACAAGAAGGUGCCCGUGCUCGUCCAUAAUGGCAAACCCAUCGUAGAGUCUCAGGUGAUUCUCGAGUACAUCGACGAGACAUGGAAGGACAACCCGAUCUUGCCACGAGAUCCCUACGAGAGAGCGAUGGCCCGUUUCUGGGCUAAGUUCUUCGAUGAAAAGUGCCUUCCAGCUUUCUGGAAAUCUUGCAUGAGCUCAGAGCCUGAAAGGGAAAAGGCACAUGAGGAAGCACGUGAGCUCUUGAGCACUCUCGAAGACGAGCUCAAGGGCAAGAAGUUCUUUGGAGGCGAGACCAUUGGGUUCGUCGACAUCGUGGCCAACUUUGUCGGGCACUGGGUUGGAGUCAUGCAAGAAGCGGUCGGGGUUGACAUCCUGACCGAGGACAAGUUCCCCGUACUGUGCAAGUGGGCCGAAGAGUUUAAGAACUGCCCGGUCAUUAAGGAGAAUCUGCCUCCUAGAGACAGGCUCUUGGCCUUCUUCAAGGCUCAAUCCGAGAUGUUAGCUAACUUUUAUAAAAAUAGAACGUGGUAAGAAUGUAACUGUUGCAUAUGUUUAUUUUGUCCCUGAACUUUUUUGGUAUUUGCUAAGGAUUGGGUAACUUUCCGAGAAAGGCCACGAAGCUAAUAUUGAAACAAUAAAUGGUGUUUGUAUCGUGGCUUUUUGGUUGUAAUAAAGCUGAUUUAAGCGUCAUUUUGCUGUGA